AUGUUGCAUCCCCACAGCUGUUCAACCGCCUCCAUUACCUCCUUUAACAUAACACCAUCUUCUGCAUCUUCAUCAUCACCUUCACGAUCAAAACGUUCCCUCUUCGUUCGCCGUCUGAUUCGGACCCUAGUUUUGUUGUUUGUCUUCCUCAAGGUCGUCUCCUUCAUUGCAUGGCGUGACCUUAACCCAACCCCACCUGUUUUUGAACUCAACUCCUUUAACAUUUCAGACACCAAUUACACCACUGCAUUCACCAUUACAAACCCCAACAAGAAGCUGACCUUGCUUCUCGACAAAUUUGAAGUCGUUAUGUUUCAAGGAAACAGGAAAAAUGUGGCUUCAAGAGAUCAAUGGAUGCCUACAGAUAAAUCUUUGUGCUUAAACAACAAUGCAAUGGUCUUUUUUUCUGUGAAGGGAAGGGUGUUUAAGAAGAUAAGUUUUCUUGGGAAUACUUUUAACGUCCAAGUGAGUUUAAGGACAAAAUUCUUGGCUUGGAAUUGGUUGUCCAAGAGGGAAUUCAUGAUAUGGUUUGUUGCAGAGAUUUGA
Messenger RNA from Gossypium arboreum, 546 nucleotides. RefSeq lists its product as uncharacterized. The transcript has a single exon. NCBI's taxonomy places the organism in Eukaryota, Viridiplantae, Streptophyta, Magnoliopsida, Malvales, Malvaceae. The coding region runs from base 1 to 546 and encodes 181 amino acids. The record is from RefSeq and is a predicted model, not a curated record.